AUGGACGACCUGAAGUUGUUCACAAAAGAUGAAAGCCAAUUACGACUAGCACUCUCAACAGUCAAGGAAUUCAUUGAUGGCAUCAGAAUGGCGUUCGGAUUUGAUAAGUGUGCUACGGCAAUAUAUAAAGGUGGCAAGCUAAUUAAGAUAGAUAAUGUAAAAUUAGACGAACAAACAUCGAUAAGAAAUCUAGAUAUUGGUGAAUUUUACAAGUACCUAGAUGUUGAAGAAAUGGACGAGAUAGAUAACAAUAAAAUGAAGACAAAAAUUUCAAAAGAGUACUACCGGCGAGUAAGGAAGAUAUUAGGUACAGAAUUAAACGCAACGAAUAAAAUAAAAGCGAUCAACACAUUAGCUGUUCCGGUCAUGACCUAUAGUUUUGGUAUUGUUGAUUGGCCAAGAAGGAAACUUGGAAAAGUUGAUUGCAAAACUAGGAAGCUUCUCACCAUAGGUGGCUUACAUCACCCAAAGGCCGAUGUGCAUAGGCUGUAUAUUAAACGACGAAAUGGUGGACGAGGGUUAAUAGAAAUUGAGUCGGCUUUCAACUCUGCCAUCACAAGUCUGAGCAACUAUAUCGCUCUUAACAGGGAUAAAAUACUUAUAGAACGAAAUAAAAUAGAAAGUUUAGAACAAAAGCGUUUGCAUGGACAAUUCUACCGAAAUCUGAAUAAACCGAGAAUCGAUCGGGAAGGAAGCACAGCAUGGUUAAGCAAUUCGGGACUUCAAGGAGAAACAGAGAGUCUCAUCAUCGCCACUCAGGAUCAAGCACUUAAGACCAGAUAUUAUCAGAAAAACAUCCUAAAACAAUCUAUAGACAGCAAAUGUAGAAUGUGCAAUAGAGCGGAAGAACAUAUCAGCCAUCUGGUAGCUGGCUGCUCAACACUUGCUCCGACAGAAUACACCUCUAGACAUAACAAGGUUGCAGCAUACAUACAUUGGAUUAUAUGCAAAGAGUUGGGUGUACAAGUGCAGGACAAUCCUAUGGGAGUGCCAAUUAUUACAGACCGAACAAUAUUAGCCAACAGGCCGGACCUGGUAUUCCAUGACAAGAAAAACAGUAUCUGCCUCCUGAUCGACGUGUCUGUUCCAGACGACAACAACAUAUCGGCGAAAGAAGUCGAGAAGAUCAGCAAGUAUAAAGAUAUUGAAAUUGAAAUCAGCAGGAUGUGGAACACGAAGACAAAAGUAGUCCCAGUAGUAAUUGGUGCACUGGGUAUGCUUACUAAAGGGCAUAGUAAUUUCAUCAAACUUAUACCUGGCCACCCAUCAACGAACGAAGUACAGAAGAUAGCUUUGCUGGGAACAGCACAUAUACUCCGAAAGUGUAUGAGAAACAUGAUCAUAUUUCCUGAGAUUGAAGAUGUAUCUUAG
This is a messenger RNA of Sitophilus oryzae (rice weevil), 1371 nucleotides long. RefSeq lists its product as uncharacterized. The coding region runs from base 1 to 1371 and encodes 456 amino acids. The transcript is spliced from 4 exons. Lineage: Eukaryota; Metazoa; Arthropoda; Insecta; Coleoptera; Curculionidae. The record is from RefSeq and is a predicted model, not a curated record.